Molecule: messenger RNA, 2908 nt
Organism: Python bivittatus (Burmese python)
Lineage: Eukaryota; Metazoa; Chordata; Lepidosauria; Squamata; Pythonidae
Source: RefSeq, a predicted model, not a curated record
AUGCUCGACUUUGGUGUUCAGCGCUUCCUAGUGCCUGGUCAGUUGAGUGGUGAAGGGCCGUGGUCGGGCUCUGCUUCGGGCAUCCGCUGGCCUUCACCCAGCCCUGGUGGCCAACCGGAUGCCUCUGGGGCCGUACAUGAAACCAUUCUGAACCACAGGUUCUUGAUCGUCCGGACAAAGGACCUGCUCUGGAGUAGGGAGGACAGCCAGCGCUUCUACCAGGAGCACUCAGGGCGCUUUUUCUACCAGAGGCUGGUGGAGUUCAUGUCCAGCGGCCCCAUGAGGGUGUAUAUCCUGGCUCACGAGGAAGCCAUCGCACGCUGGAGAUCCCUGAUGGGACCCACCAAGGUGUAUCGUGCCCGGCACACAGCCCCGGAAUCCAUCCGCGGGACUUUGGGUCUCACCGACACCCGGAACACUGUCCAUGGCUCGGACUCUUCCGCCUCAGCCAGCAAGGAAAUUGCUUUCUUCUUCCCAGAUUUCAGCGAAGAGGAGUGGUACCAGCGGGAGGAGCCACAGCUACGCGGAGAGACGGUUUGCCCUGGCCCUCGCAUGGUCAUCCAUCGCGGCCCCGGAGACAGCUGGACGGAGCAGGACUGAGUUUGCCCCAUGGAUGUCCACAGGGGCUGUGCCAUGUCCAGCAGGGCAGUUCUCGUUAGCUGAGGCUUUAUCACCGUGUGCAGAGUUGGCAGUCAGAAGACACCCAGCAGAGCAGUGCUUUUGCCCCUCUUCUUGGGCCAAAGAUUGGGCACGCUCACGUCCGUGUGCCAUGUGCAGCCUUGACUGAUUCUCUCUUUCCCCGUGGUGUUUCAGGUGAGGGCAGGGGUUGCAGGCUGGGGGGCAGUCUGUGUUGGGCCUCUUGAAGCCUGUGGGCCCGAGGAUGUCCAGAAAGGGGGACCCUAACCAUUAUAGCCAUGUCUCCAACCUAGAAUUGCCUUAGUUCACUGGUUUCUUGGGUAGAUUUUCCCAACCUGCCAGGGAGCCUUUCCCCUUGUAGAUUUACAUGCUGAACCCGGACAGGUAUAAGACUGAAGUCCUCCCCCCAUCUUGUGCUUAAGACCUAUGGCCUCUUGCAGGUGACAUGGAAGGGGAUGGAGCCCACGCAAAUACAGCUGGAAACAUUUAAAUUUAGGCCCAAGUGCUUCUCAUCCUUGUUGACAUCUCUUAAAUACCUAAGCCCCAUCCACACAUCUCCCUGUUCAGCCUUCCUAACCCUUUUUCAAAACGCAUUUGAAAAUCCUUCCGUGUUUUCCAAUCUUUCCCCUGGACGGUGGGUUGCCGAGACAGUUGGAAAGAUGAAACCCCCUUGCUCGGCUGGGCGCAUUCUCCUUCCACAUCUUCAACGUUCGUGCUUCUGAUGCAGCAAUUAGACCUUCCUGGUUGCAACACUCCUCCGCGGAUGCAAGGCCAGAUACCUUGGCCUCUCUAGGUCUUGCUGGACUGCAAUUCUCGCUGUUUUCACUAUUGCCAUUGCUGCUGAGGGCUUCUGGGAGUUGUAGUUCAGCCCCAUUUCAAGAGCCACCAAGUCGCCAUCUCUGAACCCCAGAGAAACAGCAGCCAGAUUUACGAGUGGAAGACUUUUCUGGAAUCAGAACAGACCCAGGCUCUCUUCUCUCCUCCCACCUGUCUUGUGCAAUGGCUGCCCCUGCAAGGUCAGCUUCAGCAGGGGUUAGAAGAUCUGGCCCCCGUAUUUGCAGGACACACAAGCCUGAAUUAGUUUUAUCUUGGCUUGUGUGUUGGACAAACCCAGCCUGGUUGGUCAGUACAGGGUUCAGUGGACUGUGUGAACUCAGAAAGCCGGUUACUUCUCUUACCAGGUAGACGCUAGUGUGUGAACACGGCCAUGAAGUCUUUGAUGGCGUUCACAAUUGUGUGGCCAUUCUGGGUUUGGGAAUGCGGCCGAAGGGGCUGUGGAGCCGGACAUUGAUGAGGCCUCUCACCCGCUGUAUGUCCCCCUCUCUUAGGCUGAGCAUCCUCAUUCUCACCACACGUCAUGCAGCUUUUCCAUGGGGAACAGGAGCAUGGAUGCCUCCAAACCCUUUGUAUGGCUGGAUCCAGUGCAGAGGCCUUAGGAUCUGGGUUGUCCAGCAAAGGAGGCCAGAAAGUCCCUUGUGAUCCUUCAAGCAACAUCCUGUCCUUUGGAGAGCUUGGACUGUGGCCCCUUAUUUUAUAUCUUCCUUUUUUAACAUGUUGAACCCUAGAAAGUUGCUUUUUUCCAAAAAGUGAACAAGCCUCAGGGAAGAAUUCACCUGCUGUGGCCUUGACAUUCCCUUCCCAAGACAGUAAAGGUUUAUGACCAGGAAGAGCCCUUUACAGCAGGGAAGGCAAUAAAGGGUUUGCAACCUGAAAAUCAACAGAGUAAUUGGAAGUUUAUGAGUCUUUCUCAUGCCAACUGAAUGGGCUCUGCUGCUUUUUAGAUCCGAUGGUCAAAUACGGCGCUUGUUUAUUCAAUGAAAGGACAUUGGAUCCGCCCCGGCCUUCCACCGGGUAUGGUCAAGGCUGCGCUUGGUCUGCUUGUAUCUCCUCCAGACAGGAGAGGUUACUCAUCCUCCACAGAAUGUGACAUAUGUUCACCUAGAAUGCGUAUCACAGAAGAAUGAACAAGGAGUUUUGUUAUGUUAAUUACGUCAAUCCCCAUCUUGGGUAAAUAUGUCCAGGCUUAUUUACCUUAUUGCUAGAUAAGAUAAAGGGUACCACCAAAUCUAAGAGGGUGACAAAGCAUUAGCUAACUGUCAGGGGAAUUGUAAGUUGCCACAGGGGUCUCUGCAGGCGGAAUUAAGAAGUGCCCAGAUGGCCAUCAGAACCGCCCAAUGAAAUCCGCGCCUGUUUUUUAAUCAUGCACGGGGGUGCGGCUUUAAUGGUGUGUGUGAAGCCUCCAUCUCGAUUUUUGGAAACCCUCUCCCCCCCC